ACUGGAUAUCUCCGGAGUUCAUUCUGGAACAUGGCGUUUUAGCUAUGAAAUCAUUUCCUGGCUCACAUUCUGGUAUCAAUAUUGCAAAAGAACUCAAUGCUAUUACAGAAAGAUGGAAUAUUCCUCAAUCCAAGCUCCAUUUACUUGUCCAUGAUAGUGGCUCUAAUAUGAUAAAAGGUGUGCGGGAUGCAGGAUAUGAUUCAGGCAGGUGCUUUAUUCAUUCACUACAACGAGCUAUAGAUCAGUCGCUACAAUCUCAACCAGAAGUACAACAGAUGAUAGCUGCUGCGAGACGAAUUGUUACCCAUUUUAAUCAUUCUGGCUUAGCAGAGCAGAAACUUAAAUCUAUUCAAGAAGAACUUAACUUGCCAAACCACCAACUAGUACAAGAUGUGAGCACACGCUGGAAUUCUACAUAUUAUUUAAUGGAGCGAUUAUUAGAACAAAAGCGAGUUGUUUCCUUGUACAUAACAGAUCAUGAAACUUUAAUAAAUCUGACACAUGCUCAAUGGGAACUAUUGGAACAAUGUAUCAAACUCCUCAAACCAUUCGAAGAAAUAACAAAAAUAACUAGCUCAGGUAUCUCUUACAUCUCUGAAGUAAUUCCACAUUCAGUAACUUUAUUAAAAUAUCUGGGAAAGGUAGAGACAGCCGAGAAAGUACCUAAUUUAGUCACGAUGAGAUCCUCACUGCAGGCCGAGCUAGAAAGGCGAUUCAGCUUCGAUGAUAAAAACAAAUAUCUGGUUGCUACUUUUCUGGAUCCUCGCUUUAAAAGUUUUCUAGGAUUGGUUCAAACAGAAAGAGCAAAACAAAAAAAUUCUUCUAGAAGCUCUAAAAAAAGUUGUGAUGAACCAAGUAGUACCGAUAAAAAUGAUAAGACUGUUGAAAAUGUUGAAAAUGAAAUACACGACAGUUUCUGGAACUGCUUUGAAGAAGUCGCUACAGAUAAUAUGCGAAAUGCUUAUGAUGUGGAGGACGUGGAGAAGAAUGCUGUGGCAAACGAGUUGGAUUUUUAUUUGAAAACAGUUCGCCUAGAUCGGAAGGCCGAUCCUUACAAGUGGUGGUCGGCAAACGAAAAACAAUACCCAAACCUUUCGAAAUUUGCUAAAGUUUAUCUUUCUUCGCCUGGAAGUAGCGUUUAUAGUGAGAGGUUAUUUUCCGAGGCUGGUAACGUUUACGAUGAAAAGCUCAAUCGUUUGCUACCAAAAAAUGCUGAAAAGCUAGUUUUUAUUCAUCACAACUUAAUAAUGUAA
Molecule: messenger RNA, 1253 nt
Organism: Eupeodes corollae
Lineage: Eukaryota; Metazoa; Arthropoda; Insecta; Diptera; Syrphidae
Product: zinc finger BED domain-containing protein 4-like
Exons: 1
Coding region: 45-1253 (402 amino acids)
Molecular function (GO): protein dimerization activity
Source: RefSeq, a predicted model, not a curated record